CGGUCGAGCAGCGCGACGUCCCGCAGAGCCAGUGCAGUGCUUCUCUCCGCUCCCGCUCGCUCCGCUCCGGCCCGGCCCCGGCCCGGCCCGGCCCGGCCCGGCUCCGGCUCGGCUCCGGCUCCGGCUCGCGCCUGCCGCCGACCCGCGAGUGGUGCGCGACGAUGCCCCGGCCCGGGGCCGCGACGGGCCGCCAGCUGCCGGGGCUCGCGAGCGCAGCCUAGCCGCGCGGCCGCAGUGUGUGCGGCGCGGCCCAGUGACGCGGCAUGUCGGCGCGCGCCGACGCGGACCCGCCGCCGCCGGCCAGCCCGGCCAGCGAGCAGGCCGAGGAGAUCAACGUGGACGACGACUCGGACUCGCGCAGCUGCGCCAGCGACGGCCUGACCAAGGUGUCGCGGGCGGCGCGCGGCCCGCGGCUGCCGGCGGCCAGCCAGCGCAGCCACCCGUUCAGCAUCAGCCGGCUGCUGGCCGUGCAGCAGCCGGCGCCGGCGGCCGGGGAGCCGCGGGCGCGCAGCGCCUGCGCCUCGCCCGCCGACGGGCCGCAGCCCGCGGGCGCCUGGGCCGCCGAGCCGCCCGACGAGCCCGAGGACCGCUCCUCCGAGAAGGACGACGACGAGGAGGAGGACGAGGAGCGCCAGCGGCGCGAGCUGCAGCGCCGCCGGCUGCAGCAGCAGCAGCGGCUCGAGGAGGCGGCCGCGGGCCGCGCGGGCGCCGAGCUGCUCGCGCCCUUCCGCCUGUUCCCCGGGGCCGUCUACGCCAACGGCGUGAUCCGCGUGCCGGCGCACCGGCCGCCGGGCUCGGCGCUGCUGCCGGCGCCCUGGGGGCUGGCCGCCGCCGGCUCGCCGCAGCAGCAGCAGGCGGCCGUGGCCGCGGCCGCGGCGGGCUACCAGACGGCCCGCUUCCUGGCCAACCUGGCGGCGCACCCGCUGCAGGCGCACCCCCACCUGAAGGACCGGCUGGCCGUGGCGGGCAGCUUCCCGCGGCGGAUCGGCCACCCCUACCAGAACAGGACCCCGCCCAAGAGGAAGAAGCCGCGCACCAGCUUCACCAGGCUGCAGAUCGCCGAGCUCGAGAAGCGCUUCCACAAGCAGAAGUACCUGGCCUCCGCCGAGAGGGCUGCGCUCGCCAAGACCCUCAAGAUGACCGACGCGCAGGUCAAGACCUGGUUUCAGAACCGACGCACCAAGUGGAGGUACGCACCCGCUGUCGCCCUUUCCCUGCCGCGCUCCGAGCACCGACGCCGAGCAUCCGGGCGUUCGCGCGCUCGCUUUCCAGCAGCCAGCCGUUGCGCGCCGAGCGCGCCUAGCGCGCCCUCUAAUUACGUAACGCACGCGCUGCGCAAAUCCACGGGACUGCGCAACGACGCCGCCGCCGAACCCGUGGCCCUGUACGAGUGUCGGCGAUGUCGACACCACCAUUUCAGCCGCAAUUCGUCUACGCCUUGCGCCCUCGUCAAUUUGUUUACCCGAGUGGCUCGUCCUUUUUCACGACGUUCGAUGUCUGUUUAUCAAUUAGUCACCCCUGCGUUUUACAUCGAGUUGGAGGCCGACGGUGUUGCCCGGAUUUUACUGGCGGACGCAUGCAAACAAUCAAUCGUUCUCUCGCGACGUACGCGUAGCCACGCAACGCUGUCCUUCCCGCCGAUACUCCGAAUCUAGAAAGCAACAACGUCGAAAGCGAAACGCUCGCGAGUAUCGAGAUAAGCCUUGAGUGUCCGAUUGCGACUGUAUUUUUCAGUGAUCACACUUUGAUGCAGCAGAGAGAGGUGCGCGAUUGACCAGCGAGCGAUGCAAAAGACAUUGGGGACAUUCGCGCGGGGAGCGGUUCGCGUGCAAAAUGACUGGUAUCGAACAGGCCAAAAUCGAUUUGAGGCAAGCUACACGCCUACUAAAAAGUUAUUGCGUCGUUUUUUCAAAAUCCCAACGUUGCCGUGCCGUACAUGAAUAAUCGGCAGGCAAGCGGGUAAGCGAUACCCAUACCGCCCAUUCCGAUAUUUCGUAAAGCGACAUUCUCUGCGUCGGCUUGGGAAAAAAGUGUCCAAUAUAGUGCCCGUGCAAUUUUCAAUCUUCUCCAAAUAAUUAUUAUAAAAUGCGCGCACCUACGGUAAUCGUGACGGUAAAACAUGAAUCUCGGAGAUACUUUCGCGUCAAUCUUUGAUUAGCGCGUUCAAGUGGUGGUGGCCGCCGACUAGACUAGGAGACUAAGACAGUUCUGACAGUUUUGGUGCUGCGAACGAAGGCACGAAAAGUAAUUUUAUUCAACUCGCUCAAAGUCGCCUUCGUUUCUUUCCCGCUUACUGACGCGUACUAACCCGCGACAACGUAGUAUGGCUGGACAUGGUGAAAAAGCGUUAACGAUGCACGGAACCUUGCUAAAUUCAGCAUGCAAAAAGCGAUUAACGAACCAGGUAUCUUUCGGUGUUCCAGUCUUAUCCCUAAUAAAUAUAGCGGUGCGACGGAUAGAAAUAAGAUUCGCUUCACGGCUUCGUUCCCUUGGCACUACUUCACUUAGCAUAUCUCCGACCACAAGCAAGAGUGCAAAGAUCUGUAGCUUUGAGGUUUCUCGCUUUGGGAUGUUGCCGGCAUGUCGCGUUGAACUUGGAACGAACUCAACUGGACGUUUAACGCUAUAUACUUUUGCGUAGGAGCAACUGCGAGCGAGGUUUCAGGUGGCGUGUGCGCCUACAAACGCCUACGGUCAAUAGGCAACCCGUUACUCAAGCUAAACGAGACAUUUUAAUGUAAACAGUGGAAGCAGUUGCGAUCGAUCAGCAAAAAAUAACUUAAAUUCGAAGGGGCUUU
Messenger RNA from Phymastichus coffea, 2798 nucleotides. It is a transcript of the gene C15, whose product is annotated as homeobox protein HMX1. Gene Ontology annotation, molecular function: DNA-binding transcription factor activity, RNA polymerase II-specific; RNA polymerase II cis-regulatory region sequence-specific DNA binding. Gene Ontology annotation, cellular component: nucleus. The record is from RefSeq and is a predicted model, not a curated record. Gene Ontology annotation, biological process: regulation of transcription by RNA polymerase II; animal organ development. The transcript has 2 exons. Bases 264 to 1655 code for a protein of 463 amino acids. NCBI's taxonomy places the organism in Eukaryota, Metazoa, Arthropoda, Insecta, Hymenoptera, Eulophidae.